Messenger RNA from Oncorhynchus gorbuscha (pink salmon), 3131 nucleotides. RefSeq names its product frizzled-4-like. Bases 460 to 2064 code for a protein of 534 amino acids. Gene Ontology annotation, molecular function: Wnt receptor activity; Wnt-protein binding. Gene Ontology annotation, biological process: canonical Wnt signaling pathway; non-canonical Wnt signaling pathway; retina vasculature morphogenesis in camera-type eye. Gene Ontology annotation, cellular component: plasma membrane. The record is from RefSeq and is a predicted model, not a curated record. The transcript is spliced from 4 exons. NCBI's taxonomy places the organism in Eukaryota, Metazoa, Chordata, Actinopteri, Salmoniformes, Salmonidae.
GACAGACCAGCAACCUGUCACCACAGCGUUUAGAGCGCAGACCUAACAGAGUUACUAUACCGGGAAACUGGAACGGACAGGGCUCCGGGAUGUCUCCGAUGUCUCGUCCGUGAGAAACCACAUAAGGAACUAUCGAAACAGACACUGCAAAGCGCGGCAAGAGUUUUAAUUGCAAGGAAAAUCUGGAUAUAACAGUUCCUUUAAUUAUUUCCGUUGGAUACGUUGUUUCCAACUUUGCUUGACGGGUCGGAGUGGACUACCAACUGUGCUUCCAGUGGAGAGUUUCGUCUUGGCGAGACAGGAGCGGAUAUAAACAGCCGCUGACCGCGCACUCUGAAGUGGACUAAUCUUUCCCCAGCACCCGAUGGACUAGCCUACCAGGUAACGCCCGGAACCCAAUUAGUUGAUCAAUUUGGAUUCUUAGCGGGAUUACUUUGGACCUUUCCCCCCCUCGUAACAAUGAGUCGGGCUGUGUGCACUCUUGCGGCGGUAGCGCUCUCCCUCGCGCUGCUGUGCGGUCCAGGAUCCAUUGGUCUGGUGCGUGCAUUCGGCGACGAGACAGAGGAGAUGACGUGCGACCCGAUACGCAUCGCCAUGUGCCAGGACCUGGGCUACAACGUCACCAAGAUGCCCAACCUGGUGGGCAACGUCCUGCAGUCAGACGCCGAGCUCCAGCUCACCACCUUCACACCACUCAUACAGUAUGGCUGCUCCAGCCAACUGAAGUUCUUCCUGUGUGCGGUGUACGUACCCAUGUGUACAGACAAGGUUCCCAUCCCCAUCGGGCCGUGUGGCAGCAUGUGUCUGUCUGUCAAGAGGAAGUGUCUGCCAGUCCUAAUAGAGUUCGGCUUCGUCUGGCCAGAGCUGCUCAACUGCAGCCUGUUCCCCCCUCAGAACGACCACAACCACAUGUGUAUGGAGGGUCCAGGGGAUGAGGAGGCCCCUUUCCACCCGGUCCGACCCCUGCCCCCCCAGGAGGAGGAGUGCCAGGCCCUGGGGGCCGGGCCAGACCAGUAUGCCUGGGUGAGGCGGAGCCACAGCUGUGCACUGCAGUGUGGGUAUGACGCGGGGCUGUACCGGCGCGAGGCCAAGGUGUUUACAGACGUGUGGAUGGCAGUGUGGGCGGUGUUGUGUUUCCUCUCUACCACCCUGACCGUCCUCACCUUCCUCCUGGACUCAACACGUUUCUCCUACCCUGAGAGACCCAUCAUCUUCCUCUCCAUGUGCUCCAACCUCUACAGCGUGGCCUACCUGGUGCGCCUGACUCUGGGUCGGGAGCGUGUGUCCUGUGACCUGGAGGAGGCAGCGGUACCUGUUCUGGUACAGGAGGGGUUAAAAAGUACUAGCUGUGCCAUUGUCUUCCUCCUGCUCUACUUCUUUGGCAUGGCCUCCUCGUUGUGGUGGGUGAUUCUGACUCUGACCUGGUUCCUGGCUGCAGGGUUAAAGUGGGGUCACGAGGCCAUUGAGAUGCACAGCUCCUACUUCCACAUAGCAGCCUGGGCAAUCCCCGCCAUCAAGACCAUCGUCAUCCUCAUCAUGCGACUAGUAGAUGCUGAUGACCUCACUGGGCUGUGCUACGUGGGUAACCUCCAGCAGGAGGCAGUGACGGGUUUCGUGGUCGCCCCGCUCGCUGCAUACCUCCUCAUCGGCACUCUGUUUAUCUGCGCCGGCUUGGUGGCCCUGUUUAAGAUCCGCUCCAACCUGCAGAAGGACGGGGCCAAGACAGACAAGCUGGAGCGUCUGAUGGUGAAGAUCGGGGUGUUCUCUGUGCUGUACAUGGUACCUGCGUCCACCGUGAUAGGCUGCUACCUCUACCAGCUGUCCCACUGGGGGGACUUCAGGGCCAGUGCCAGGGACUCGUAUGUGGCAGCAGAGAUGCUGAGGAUCUUUAUGUCUCUGCUGGUGGGCAUCACGUCGGGCAUGUGGAUCUGGUCGGCCAAGACCCUCCACACCUGGAAACGCUGCUCUGCCCGGCUGUGGAGAGACGGUCGGGCAGGGAGGGGCAAGCGGGCACCGGGGGACAGCUGGAUAAAACCUGGCAAGGGCAAUGAGACGGUGGUGUGAGUAGAGAGGGAGAGAAAGAGGGGAAGAUAGGAACUGGGUGGCUUUUUAAAGCAAACCUACCCCCAAACCCACUGCUAGUGCUACUACCUGAUGUAGGAGAGUGAAAGAGAGAAGGACAGACUGAUAAAUAGCCCCACUAAGCAGACAGUGGUCUCCUUUGCCCACGUUGUCUGUGGUUCUCUCCCUACUAGCAGACUAACCCACUGCCAGAGAAGAGACUGACCCUGUUGCCUACAGCAGACUAACCCACUGCCAGAGAAGAGACUGACCCUGUUGCCUACAGCAGACUCUGGGCUGAUCCAUAGAACCUUCUGACUUCAGACAGGUGUUUUAAAGGUUGAAUUUACACUGGAGUCAUGGUCCAGAUGAUGUACAGAUCUAAACUACAGCCACACUGAAAUGCACUAUGACUAGCUGAUGUGGAUGUAGCUUGGUUAACAUGCCUUAUGUGGAACGGGAGGCUGGGCUGCCCAGCCAGCCACACUCUGGAGGCUAUGAAGCUAUGCCACUGCAACGGCACCUGGGAUUUGUAGUGAAUUGACUCUAUGGUGCUGCAGCUAAGGCACCUGGGAAACGUAGCCCUAUGUCCUUUACCUCAGUGCUCAGCAAGCAGCACAGCUGACCUCCACCGACCUACACACAGUCUUAAUGAGGAAACAGACAUUCAACUAUGAACUCUGAACUAUAACCCUUGACCUUCUUCAGUCACUCAUGGAACCCUUAUGGAUGGCGGUCAGUAAUGAACUGGUGUAAGGUUAUUUCUGUAUUUCUUUUUACCGGUUUUGGAAGUGAAUUAAGGGUUAUUAUGAAUGAUGUUAGACAAUCAACCCCCAAAACAUAUUAUGCAAAUGCAAUAAUAAACAAACAGUGAAAACACACAGAGAGAGGAUCACACUCAUACAGUCUGUAGAGUUGCCCCUUAUGCAAUCCACUCCCAUCAAAUCUGCUGCAUCAGCUGAGUUGUUAUUGCAUUAAGCUGCAACCAUUACAACACACACAGCAGAGAGACAGUCAAAUACAACACACACACACACACACACACACACACACACACACACACACACACA